UAGCUUCUCGCUUUGAUCGUCCGCGAUGAUUUAGGUUUGCCGAUGCAGUGAAGGCACCUUAGUGUUUGCUAGUGGAGUCGAAGGUCGUAGAGAGGAAAGAAGGCAAAGAAAAACGGACAGACCUCAUAAAGACGGUCUCCGGGAGUACCAGAGAUUUCAAGUGACUGACUGCUAGUCGUUCGUUCACCACCAGCAUCGGGUUCGCAGUCACAGCAAUGGCCGGCGAUUCAAAGGGUCCAACAGUGAUCGCAGUCGCGGUCACUUUUGCAGUCUGGACUUUCAUCAUCAUGUGUCUUCGGCUCUUCUCUCGUGUCUUUGUUCUACAGAAGAUGGGACUCGACGACUGUCUGAUUGUUUGUGCUUGUCUGACUUCAUGGGCCUUUUCUGCCGUCACGGUCGUGUCGGUGAAGUAUGGGUUGGGUUCGCAUAUCGAGGACGUCGAUCCGAACAAAAUGGAGACUUACGCCAUGGUGGUUUGGAUCAGCUCGAUGUGUUACUUGGCCACAUUGGGCUUCGUCAAGUCGUCCGUUUGUCUGUUCUAUACUCGUCUCGGCGAUCGGCUUCUGACCCGGCUCUCGAUGUGUAUGUUAGGCGUGAUAGUCGCACAGGCUUCGUCGUUUGUGUUGGUGGCAGCAUUUCAGUGCCGACCUAUUGAGAAGGCGUGGAAAAGCACGCUCCCGGGGACGUGCGUGAACAUCAACGUAUUCUACCUUGCGAACGCGGCCCUGAAUAUUUUGACAGACGUCAUGACGUAUACCCUGCCCCUGCCAGUGAUAUUCAAGCUCCAGGUUCCGGUCAAGCAGAAGGUUGCAUUGGGGUUCAUCCUCUGCAUUGGGUUAUUUGCCUGCGUCUCGUCAAUCAUUCGCAUUACGUAUAUUCCUGCCAUGCUGUCCGAUCCAGAUGCUACAUGGGUGAUUGCCGAGGCAAUGUAUUGGUCCGUGAUCGAGAUCAAUGUCGGUAUCUUCGCCUCCUCCAUCCCUUCGUUCAAGGCGAUUGCCUCCCGCUUCAUCCCGAGACUUAUUGGAGAGUAUUCUCGCGAUAAAGGGUACAGUGGUUGGUCCAGCAGCAACGAUGGGAAGAAGUUCUCCGGCUUUUCCAAAGUCCCAGAGCAGAACAUUGGCCUGGACUCCAUGGAUCCUCGACACCCGGACGGGGAUAACGCGAUUGGCACGCAGAUCGGGUACGGAGGGACACAGAGUCAGGAACGAAUCAUCCCUCAUGGCAAGAUCUAUGCACAUACAGAGAUCGAGACGAAUGUGGAGGUCAGUCGAGACCUGUCAUGUCGUACGCUCUCCCAUUCCCCUUGAAGGGAUUCACAACAUUACCCACUUCCAGCGGUUUUAUUUUCCAUGGUGAUGUCCUUCGACCCUUUCAUAUCAUUCUAAUUUCUGCAAAUCGCUCCUUUGAUUCCCUAAGGCUUGUGUAUUAAAUUCUAGACUCUCUUUCACUUUCAUUUUCCUUUUAUUCAAUUCCUUUUUAUUCCUGGCUUUUACAUGGGGGGCAUAGCGAUC
Molecule: messenger RNA, 1511 nt
Organism: Aspergillus pseudonomiae
Lineage: Eukaryota; Fungi; Ascomycota; Eurotiomycetes; Eurotiales; Aspergillaceae
Product: putative integral membrane protein Pth11-like
Exons: 6
Coding region: 216-1307 (363 amino acids)
Source: RefSeq, a predicted model, not a curated record